Pyrus x bretschneideri (Chinese white pear) is the source of this 2876-nucleotide messenger RNA. Its product is annotated as scarecrow-like protein 14. Gene Ontology annotation, molecular function: sequence-specific DNA binding; DNA-binding transcription factor activity. The transcript has a single exon. Gene Ontology annotation, cellular component: nucleus. NCBI's taxonomy places the organism in Eukaryota, Viridiplantae, Streptophyta, Magnoliopsida, Rosales, Rosaceae. The coding region runs from base 326 to 2536 and encodes 736 amino acids. Gene Ontology annotation, biological process: regulation of DNA-templated transcription. The record is from RefSeq and is a predicted model, not a curated record.
GACUUCCACAGCUUUACCAAUUGGAUGAGCUGCGUAAUCUCUCUGCAAGAAAUGCCAUGAAACCACGCCGUGUGACGUCUCUCGCUUCUUGACUUCCACAUCCUUCGCUCGCCUACUCUCCCCACUUUCAUCUUCGUCUCUCCUACGCCACACGGUUCUCUGGCCAGACCUCAACCCAGUAAUGGCUUAGGGUUUCUCUAUUCUCUCCCAGGUAAGCAGAUUCUUCACCUCAAAUCCCAAAGUUUCAGUCUUUCAGUCUUAAUUUCCUCAACUUUCACUAAAUUCGAACUGGGUUUUCAUCAAUUUUCUCAAAAUUUUGAUUGACAUGGAUCCAAGUUCGUAUCAAUUGCCCAAUUCCAAUUCCAAUUUCAUCGACCAUACACUUUCCCCCAAUUUCAAUGAGUACCCAAGUAGCGACCCCUUUGUAGAUCUUAGCUUUGUGGACCAAAACCCUAGCAACUCUACUCUGUCGCCGAGCCUGAGCCCCGAGGGAGAUGACAGUGACUACUCUGACAGUGUGCUCAAGUACAUAAACCAGGUGUUACUGGAGGAGGAUAUGGAGACAAAGCCCUGUAUGUUUCAUGACCCUUUGGCUGUCCAAGCCGCUGAGAAGACUCUGUAUGAGGUUCUUGGUGGGAAGUUUCCGGCUUCUCCGGAUCAACACCCGGUUAAUGUAGAGAGCCCGGAUGGUUGUUCUUCUGCAACUUUCAGUGAUUAUAGUGGCAAGACUAGUUCUAGUUCUAGUUCUAACCCUACCACUAGCCAUUCGGUCGAUUCAUGGUGUAGUAGUGUUGAUGUUAUUGAACAUAAGCCCUCUAUUUUGCAAAACCCAAUUCCUGAAAACUUUGUUUUCCAGUCCAAUUCAAUGCCCAAGUCUCAGUUUUCGUCGAAAGGGGACGGCUUGGUGGGUUCUUAUGUGAGUGAGCGUAUGCUUUCUAAUUUGUUCAGUGAGAGUGAAAUGGUGUUGCAGUUUAACAGAGGGGUAGAGGAGGCUAGUAAGUUUCUCCCCAAAGGCCAAUUGAUUGUUGAUUUGGAGAAUAACAAGCCUUACACAAUGGCUGAUAGAAAGGCUGAAACUGUGGUGGUUAAGAUGGAGAAGGAUGAAAGCGAGUAUUUUUCUUCUAGUUUGAGAGGAAAGAAGAGUCAUGAGAGGGAGGAUACAGAUUUGGAGGAUGGGAGGAGUACCAAGCAAUCAGCGGUUUAUGAGGAUAUGGCUGAUCUGUCGGAGAUUUUUGAUAAGGUGCUAAUCUGCAGUGAGGGAAAACCCGACGCUAUUGGGUGUAAAGGUGAACAAGUCUGUCAGGAUGAAGCAAACAAGGCUCUGCAGCAGAAUGAGCAAUCUGUUGGAACUAGUAACGGAAGGACUCGUGCCAAGAAAAAUGGCGAUAAGAAAGAAGUGGUUGAUUUGAGAGCUCUCCUGAUUUUAUGUGCACAAGCUGUUUCUGCUGAUGAUCGUAGGACUGCUAGUGAGCUACUAAAGCAGAUUAGGCAGCACUCUUCCCCAUUUGGCGAUGGUUCUCAGAGGUUGGCUCAUUGCUUUGCCAAUGGCCUUGAAGCACGGUUGGCUGGCACUGGAACUCAAUUAUAUACUGCUCUAUCUUCUAAAAGAACGUCAGCUGCUGAUAUGCUGAAGGCUUAUCAGACUUAUAUUAAAGCCUGCCCAUUCAUGAAGGCCGUGAUAGUCUUUGCAAACCGCACAAUUUCAAAAUUAGCUGAGAAAGCAGAAACACUGCAUGUUAUAGAUUUUGGAAUCCUUUAUGGUUUUCAAUGGCCUGCUCUCAUCCAUUGCCUCUCAAGAAGAGCUGGGGGGCCUCCAAAACUACGCAUUACGGGAAUAGAGCUUCCCCAAAGUGGUUUUCGACCUGAAGAAAGAGUCCAAGAGACGGGUCAUCGUUUGGCAAAGUAUUGUGAGCGGUAUAAUGUUCCUUUCGAGUACAAUGGCAUAGCAAAGAAAUGGGAAACUAUCCAGUACGAGGAACUCAAAGUCAAGAGAGAUGAAGUGCUUGCAGUGAAUAGUCUGUUCCGGUUUUCUAACCUACUUGACGAGACAGUUGCGGUAAACAGCCCGAGGGAUGCUGUUCUAAAUUUAAUCAGGGGCAUGAAUCCUGAUAUUUUUAUCCUCAGUAUUGUUAAUGGAUCUUACAAUGCCCCCUUCUUCGUCACUCGCUUCAGGGAGGCUCUAUUCCACUUCUCUGCAUUUUUUGAUAUGUGUGAUACCAAUUUACCUCGUGAGGAUCCAACGAGAUUGAUGUUUGAGGAAGAGUUCCUUGGGCGAGAGAUUGUGAACACAGUAGCUUGUGAGGGCUCUGAGAGAGUUGUGAGGCCUGAGACAUAUAAGCAGUGGCAGGUUCGGAACACGAGGGCUGGGUUCAAACAGCUGCCAUUGGACCGUGAACUCAUGAACAAAUUAAGGUCUAAGGUGAAACUGGGGUACCACCGUGAUUUCGUGGUUGAUGAAGAUGGAAACUGGAUGCUGCAAGGAUGGAAGGGCAGGAUUAUCUAUAGUUCCUCCUGUUGGGUUCCGUCUAGGUCCUGAAAUGCAUGCUUGUUAGAACUGAAUUGACUUGCAUAAAUAGGCAGGUAACCAUUGAAAUUAACUUCUGUAGUUCUACAUAUAUAUGGUAGUGCUGUAUUUUGCAAUCACCAACCUGUCUUGGUGACUUUGUACUGGUUGCUUAUCAGUAUUCUAGUCUGCUUUGUUCGAACUUUCCCGGACUCUGAAUCCUUCCCUUGUAUAUAUAUCAUGCUAGCACUGCUUAAGUUUGUACUAGAAAGUUGAUUUACGGUGAACUAUUGUAAUAUUGAACAUUGUAGUUUUCUUUUUGUAUGUCUAAGUUGAAUCUAAUUGCCAAAUGAAAGCAACUUUUACUUUUUUG